Molecule: messenger RNA, 507 nt
Organism: Cladocopium goreaui
Lineage: Eukaryota; Dinophyceae; Suessiales; Symbiodiniaceae
Source: the annotation of a GenBank genome assembly
GUGAGUCAGGACGUGGAGCUGCAGCUGGUGCAGUACAAGCGGGAAGUCCAGGAAGCGGAGCAGGUCAUCGUGCAGGAGCGUCACAAGUGGCUGACAAACAGGAUCGUGGUUCUUCAAAGCAACGGCAGCGGCACGGUGAAUCCGAACGACAGGCCCCUCCUCUCUCGACUUCGUGCAGAGCUGCAGGCCUGUGAAGUCAAGAUGGAGGCGUACAAACGCGAUCUUGCCAUGGUGCCAGCUCCAGAGCCCUGCAACGAGCCACGACCACGGCGUCAUUCAGACGAGUUGGCGUCGGCUCAAGCGCCUUUGGCACCUCUGGCGCUGUGGCAACGACCACACCGCGGUCUCCGCCUCUGUGAAUCGCCUGACUUCGGGAGACCCCGAGAGCCUCGCGACCACCGGGACCACCGAGAGCAUCGGGACUGGCGACCGCCCCUGUCCCAAUCAACACGGAUGAAGGGCGACAUUUUUGGAGGCUACAAGGAGAUGUCCAUUCCGACGCAGGCC